AUGACGUUCCCCGUGCAUACGCUGUCCACCUUGCUCUCCAUGCAGGCAGUAGAGGAACACAAGCCAAAGACCUCCAAGGUAUCCUGGUUAGCGGACGUCCUCGUCUUCCGCGCAAGUAUCAUACCUAUGAUCUUGAAGCCUGUGCUUUGCAUUACUUUCUGGUCAGCAGGUGUCGCCGCCAUCUCGCUGUGGUGGGGGAAAGAGGUGGGACUUCGAAAUGACAUUGUAGUGCCGUUGCUCUCCGUCGUCCUUACGUUUAGUAACUCCUCGGCGUACGAGCGAUAUUCUGCCGGUCGGAAAGAUUUUACGACACUCAUCUCAAAUGCUCGAAACCUCUCACGUCUGAUAUGGGUCUACGUCUGUCUCCCGACGAACCCCGACAUUCCAACUACCAUCACUCGGGCGCAACUGAACUCAGAAAAGAAGACUCUGAUCCGAUCUGUAGUAGCUUUCGUCGUAGCGACGAAGCACCAUCUCAGAGAUGAAGGAGGUGUCCAUCAUGAGGACCUGAGGGGCCUGCUUCCCCGCCGACUCUUUCCGCGUCAAAGCACGCCAUCUUUGCCUCCUCACGAUAUCGCCGACUCACCUGAAGCUGUGCAUACUGGGCUACCUGGGCAAUGUAUGGUUGACGAAGAGUCUGCCAUGGGGAUACAAGCGUCUCCCCUACAUCACAAGCUCUCCAGUCACUCCAUAGGUGCAAAAUCCACGACCUCAUCCCACCUCACAAUGGAGGACGACCAAGUCGGCCCAUUGGAGCCGCGUCGACCCAGAUUGGCCGUUCGUCGGAGACGUCCCAGUGCCGUCCGUGUCAUCUUUCCACAAGCAUCAGAUCCAAAGCCACAGCCACAAGUCGUCACGGAGCAAACGCCGUUGAUCAAGCCGGGAGUUCGGCCAACAUUGGCCAAGACAGAAUCAGACGUUCGAGUCAGGACCCAUUCGUAUAUCCGUGCUCAGGCCGGUAUGGGUAGAAUGAUUGAGCUGGGUCUUCCGUUGAUCAUCAGAGGUAUCUUUCGCUUCCGUCGACUCGGCUGUCUAGAGCACGUCGGACCAGCUGGCGUCAACUCCAUGCAAUCGCUAGUUCAAUCCAUGAUCGACCAGCUCGGAUCCAUGGAGCGCGUCGUUCAAACGCCAAUGCCCUAUAUCGUAGCUGUCCACAUGAAGCAAGCAACCAGUCUCUUGCUCUCCAUCCUGCCCUUCGUGCUGGUCGAUACUCUCAAGCUUAAGAUGGUACCCUUGAUGUUCUGCAUCGCCUUGAUCUACAUGGGCAUCGAAGGAAUCGCCGCGCAAGUGGAACAGCCUUUCGGAACCGAUCCGUGCGAUCUCAAUCUUGAUCUCUUCUGUACGGAGCUGUUGUGCGAGUGCGAGGCACUGCUUGAGAAUUUGCCCCAGGGCGACGAAGACGACCCGACCGGGAACUUCAGUGCCCUCGAUGGACCGCUUGACGUAGAUGACGAUGGCGGAGAUUAA
Messenger RNA from Kockovaella imperatae, 1467 nucleotides. RefSeq names its product Bestrophin, RFP-TM, chloride channel-domain-containing protein. Gene Ontology annotation, molecular function: chloride channel activity. NCBI's taxonomy places the organism in Eukaryota, Fungi, Basidiomycota, Tremellomycetes, Tremellales, Cuniculitremaceae. The record is from RefSeq and is a predicted model, not a curated record. Bases 1 to 1467 code for a protein of 488 amino acids. The transcript is spliced from 12 exons.